Messenger RNA from Gasterosteus aculeatus aculeatus (three-spined stickleback), 3275 nucleotides. RefSeq names its product solute carrier family 38 member 9 (gene slc38a9). Gene Ontology annotation, biological process: amino acid transmembrane transport. Gene Ontology annotation, molecular function: L-amino acid transmembrane transporter activity. Gene Ontology annotation, cellular component: lysosomal membrane. The record is from RefSeq and is a predicted model, not a curated record. Lineage: Eukaryota; Metazoa; Chordata; Actinopteri; Perciformes; Gasterosteidae.
AAGAAGUCCUUCCGUAAUAACAAGAGGACGAGCAGCGUCCACCGCUCCACUUCCUCUGGAUAAGUUACCACGAACGCACGUCAGCAUUAUACGGCGACAUUGUUUAAGGGGGGCAGACGCUCACUGUGCGUGUUUCUUUUUUUUAUUAACGUUGCUAAUUUCAUUUUGAAACCACGUAGACCAACUGGCUGGUUGUGACAUUCGCAGAAUCAGCAAACCUGAGAUGCGCUGAAGACGAAAGGACGGAGAACUUCGCUGCAGACUUCGUCAGGUGAUGAGCAUUGAGAGACUUUAGCUGAACAUCAGCGGUAUCAUGGAGGAAGAGAACAGGCCUCUGCUGAGCCCGGAGCCGGCUGGAGAGUCCUGCUCAAACCGAGGCUCCACAGACUCGCUGGACUUCAAGGCUAAAAGGCCUUUCCACGUUGAGCCCAGGAAUAUUGUAGACAAUGACCCACAGGAGAGGGUCUCUGCCGAAGCCGCCAUCCUCAACAGCAGAGUCCAUUACUACAGCAGACUGACAGCCUCUUCUGACAGGCUGCUGAGUCCCCCAAACCAUGUGAUCCCUGGGCCGGAAGAGCUGUACAUCUACAGCCCACUGGGGACGGCUUUCAAGGUGACCGGCAGUGACCCCUCCUCUAAAAACCCCAGUAUCAUCACCAUAUUUGCUAUAUGGAACACAAUGAUGGGCACGUCUAUACUGAGCAUACCGUGGGGUAUGAAGCAGGCUGGCUUCACUCUGGGGAUCCUCAUCCUCAUCUUCACUGGCCUGCUGAUGCUCUACUGUUGUUUCGUUGUCCUCAAAUCACCCAAGGCAAUACCCUAUGUGGACACAUCCGACUGGGAAUUCCCUGAUGUUUGCAGGUACUACUUUGGCAAGUUUGGCCAGUGGUCCAGCUUGAUCUUCUCGAUGGUGUCACUUAUUGGAGCCAUGGUGGUUUACUGGGUCCUCAUGUCCAAUUUUCUCUACAACAGCGGACAGUUUAUCUACAACUAUGCACACGAUGUCAAGAUGUCCGAUUCAGAAUUUGGAACCAACGGCUCCGAUAAAGUCAUCUGUCCAUUUCCAAAUACUAAUCCUCGAGGGAACCACUCCAUGGGCACACUUUAUCUUGGUAACAGUGGGAAUGAAACUUCUUCUUCUGAUGUCUCUUUUGAACACUGGUGGAGCAAAACCAAGACCAUCCCCCUCUACCUCAUCCCCCUGCUGCUGCCGCUGCUCUGUUUCCGCUCCGCCUCCUUCUUUGCCAGGUUCACCUUCUUGGGUACCAUAUCAGUGGUCUACCUGAUCGCGCUGGUCACUCUCAAAGCUGUGCACCUCGGCUUCCACCUAGAAUUCCACUGGUUUGACACGACUCAGUUCUAUGUUCCAGAGUUCAGACUUCUCUUCCCUCAGUUCACUGGUGUCCUCACUCUGGCCUUCUUCAUUCAUAACUGUAUCAUCACAUUAAUGAAGAGCAACAGGAACCAAGAGAACAAUGUGCGGGACCUGUCUGUGGCCUAUCUCCUAGUGGGGCUGACCUAUCUCUAUGUUGGAGUGUUGAUCUUUGCUGCCUUUCCCUCACCUCCGCUAUUCAAAGACUGUAUUGAACCGAAUUUCCUAGAUAACUUCCCCAGCAGUGAUGUGACUGUGUUUGUGGCUCGGACUUUCCUGUUGUUCCAGAUGGUCACAGUCUACCCCCUGCUGGGAUACUUGGUGCGGGUCCAGGUGAUGGGCCAGAUCUUUGGCAACCAUUACCCAAGUUUCUUCCACAUUCUGGCACUGAACAUAAUAAUUGUUGGUGCUGGUGUCCUGAUGGCCAGGUUUUAUCCCAAUAUUGGAUCCAUCAUACGGUUCUCUGGAGCUACAUGUGGCUUGGCUUUGGUGUUUAUCUUCCCUGCCUUAGUCCACAUGAUCUCGCGGAGCAGGCAGGGGCUUCUCCGCUGGCCCUCAGUCCUCUUCCACAGUUUCCUGAUUGUUCUGGGCAUCGCUAACCUGCUGGCUCAGUUCUUUAUUUAAAGAAGUCAGACACAAACACUGAGAUCUCAGAAGUGACAAACAGAAUGUAGACAUUGUUCACAUCAAUGAAUCUGAAAGACAGACAGAGCUUCAACCGAACGAUCAUGUUGGAUGUGGAAAUAAGGAUUGGAGAAGGAAAGUUUAUCAUAUCCGCUUUAAAGGUGAUGCCAUUGCAGGUUUAAAUGCUUUACACAUGGUUUACAACUGGAUUUCAGGAUCACAUAGAGUUGAGUUAUCCUUUGAUUACGAUAACCGUUAAUGUUACUGUUUUUUGCAUGAUAGCUAUUUUCCAGAUACUGGGUUUAAUGUGUUUAUAUUUAAGUACGGAUAGGAUAAACAAAGGGAAUAUCUGCAUUUAAAUACACAAUGAGGGAAACAAUAUAAAGAUUGCAAAUCUAAACAUAAGCAAUGACAAGAAAAAUAGGAAGGGAAGGUCUGAAUGUCCUUCUGAGUGGGGAAAAUGUUGCUCUUGAGUUUUCAGAGAGUUUCCAACAUGUGGAUUGAAGCAGAAAGCUUUGUUGCACAAACAUACCUGAUUUAAUAAAUUAUUUCAUCUACUUUUCAUAAAUAAAUGUUGACUUUUGGAUUUGACAGUGCUUUGGAGUUUUCAGAGAUGUUUGGAUGUUUUGGAGAUGUGGCAGUAGUUCAGCGAAGAAGAAAUCUUACGGCGCUACACUGGAUUUCUACAAAAAAUAAUGUAAUAAUAUAGCCUCAUCUUUAUCUUGACAGUACAUAAUUAGCGGAUUUAAUUCAAAUGUAUAUUCUUAAAAAUAACAGAACUGUAUAUCAUUCAAAUGUGGAUUUUUUUUUUAUUUGAACCGUUUAUUGUCAACCGUACCAAUGAAACUUUGCGAUAUACAGUAAAAAGGUUUUGGGCGAACAUCUCGGCCAUUGACAAGAGAAGAGGGGUCUCUGCUCUUUUUAAGUUCUAUGGACAACACCGUACAUUGUGAUUGUGGUAGAGAAGCCUGCAUGUAGAGCCCCUCUACAUCUGAGCCUGAAGGGCAAAAGUUCUAACCUACUUUCCUCUAUGGUAAUUGGAUUUAGUGUGAAUAAUGACGGAAGAGAGAAUCUGCCUGCAUGCAACUGGAAGAAGGUGUGUGUUUGCGCAAAUGUAGUGAGUGGAGAUGGAGAGCAAAUGGGAGAACACUAGAUGGUGCCAAAGAUCCAUCAGAGACAAAUUUAUUUGUAUGUAUCAGUACUAUCCUUUACUCAGGCUGUCUGGAUGUGUUAACAAUUCCAAAAUAAAAUCUACAGGACAGUAUUCUGAAAACCCCAA